CCGCUCACCGAGUGUGGCCUACAAUACAAUACCCUUGAUCCAUCCACCCUGCUCUGGUUCUGGCUCUGGCUCUGAUCGGCUCUGAAUUGUCUCUGCAGCAGCAGCAGCUAUGGCGUCCGCUUGCACUCUGCUCCUCUCCACCGCGCUCCUGCCCUCCUCUCACCGUGCUGCUGAUGGCAUCACCUCCCCUGGAUCCCUUAGAAUGGUCGCGUCGUCACGGGGUGGGAUUGUGAGCUCCAGCGGAUGCUUGGAGCAAUUCGUGUCUACGACGACCCGAUGGGGAUGUUUUUCUGGGGCCGGGAUGAGAAGGAGGGGAGGAGUGGUGUGCGAAACGGCCGUGGAACUGGGUGGGUCGAGAUCCAGCGAGGGAGAGAAGAAGGUGGAGGCGGGGACGAAGAUUAAGGUGAAAGGGUCGUUGAAGGUGUACCAUGUGCCCAAGAACCCGGAAUUGGACAUCGACGGGCUGGAAGGGGAGGUGAAGGAGGUGGUGACGACGUUCAAGGGCAAGCCCGUGUCGGCGACGUUCCCCUACAAGGUGCAGUUGGUGACGAAGGGCGAGGAGGGCAGGAAGUUCUUCGUGCAUUUGAAGGACGACGAAUUCGUGGUUUUGGACUGAAAUUGGAAUGGGCGCGGGAACGGUGGGCUUGCUCAAGGUUAGUCUCACUCGGGACUGGUUUGGCGAGAAACGAGAAAGAAACAGGGCAUGCUGGGGUGAUUCUCAGCGGGACGCUGGAUUGCGGGGCGGAUAUGGCGGGAUACCAAGGAGAGGGGAAAGGAAUAUCGAUGCAUCGGAGGAUGCCGCAACGUAGACGAAUGUGGUUGUGGUCAGAGGAUAUAAGUACGCCAGAGCAAGAUUGCGUCGCGGGCGGGGGUGUUGCAGCUGCUUGUAUAGGAUAUAGUGAUGCCGACCGAAAGAGAACCCGGAAGCGGUGCACUCUUUGCGGCCAAGAGCGAACACCCGCCUGUCCCUUGGUGUGAUGUAACGUAGAUGUGGUGUCAGUGCAAUGUAAAUUUGGAUUUCUUGUACCCUAGGAGAGAAACACUUGAUUGA
Molecule: messenger RNA, 1051 nt
Organism: Physcomitrium patens
Lineage: Eukaryota; Viridiplantae; Streptophyta; Bryopsida; Funariales; Funariaceae
Source: RefSeq, a predicted model, not a curated record